Messenger RNA from Oenanthe melanoleuca, 1748 nucleotides. It is a transcript of the gene B4GALT6, whose product is annotated as beta-1,4-galactosyltransferase 6. The transcript is spliced from 9 exons. NCBI's taxonomy places the organism in Eukaryota, Metazoa, Chordata, Aves, Passeriformes, Muscicapidae. Gene Ontology annotation, molecular function: UDP-galactose:glucosylceramide beta-1,4-galactosyltransferase activity. The record is from RefSeq and is a predicted model, not a curated record. Gene Ontology annotation, biological process: glycosphingolipid biosynthetic process; carbohydrate metabolic process. The coding region runs from base 508 to 1656 and encodes 382 amino acids.
CGGGAGCGGCGGGGCCGGGCCGGGCCGGGCCGGGCUGGGCGCAGCGCGGAGGUGACUCUGCUCGCCCGCAGCGGGGAUGCUGCUGCCGCCGCGGCCGCCGCCGCCGCUAGCACGGGGACUGCAGGCGGGAGAGCGGGUGGCCGCGGCGCCCGGCGGCAUGUGAGCAGCGGCGGGAGCGCUCCCCGAGCCCCGCGGCAGCGCUAAGGGGGCCCCUCCCUCCCUCCCUCCGGCGGCGGUCCAGCCCGCCCGGGGGCGCAGCGCGGAGGCGGGCGGGCAUCCCCGCUCCAGCCGCCCGCCGGGAGACAGCAGGAGCGGCCACAAAGCGCCGCCGCCCGCCCUCCUCCGCACGCCCCUGCCAGCCCCGCUCCCGGAGAGGCACGGAGGGGGCUCCCCUCGUCACCUUCUCGCCGCCCGGUCCAUGGGAGGAGCGGGCCGCCUCCCCCGAGGAAGCGCCGCCGCGGCUCGCCGGGACUGAGCGGAGCGGCCGGCGGCCGGCGCGGCGGGAGGAUGCCACUGCUGCGGAAGGCGCUGCGCGUCUCCAACCGCUCCAUGCUCGCCUUCAUCUUCUUCUUCUCCUUUUCCUCAUCCUGCCUCUACUUCAUCUACGUGGCCCCCGGGAUCGCAACCACAUAUCUCUUCAUGGUGCAAGCUCGUGGUAUAAUGUUGAGAGAAAAUGUAAAAACAAUAGGACACAUGAUAAGAUUGUAUACUAACAAAAAUACUACACUGAAUGGUACAGAUUAUCCUGAAGGAAACAAUUCUAGUGACUGUGUUGCUCAAACAACAAUGUAUCUUCCAGAGAAUUUCACCUACUCUCCUUACCAGCCUUGUCCAGAGAAGCUGCCUUACAUGAGAGGCCUUAUUGAUGUCAAUAUGAGUGAAAUUAGUUUUGAUGAAAUUCAGCAACUCUUUUCAAAAGAUUUAGACAUUAAACCAGGAGGACACUGGAAACCAAAUGACUGUAAGCCACGGUGGAAGGUGGCUAUCCUUAUUCCUUUUCGGAAUCGUCACGAGCAUCUUCCAAUUUUUUUCCGCCAUCUGAUACCCAUGCUGCAGAAGCAGCGGCUGGAAUUCGCCUUCUAUGUUGUUGAACAGACAGGUACACAACCUUUUAAUCGUGCAAUGCUCUUUAAUGUUGGCUUCAAGGAGGCUAUGAAGGAUGCUGUCUGGGACUGCAUAAUAUUCCAUGAUGUGGAUCACUUACCUGAAAAUGACAGAAAUUACUAUGGAUGUGGAGAAAUGCCACGCCACUUUGCAGCAAAGCUGGACAAGUACAUGUAUAUCCUUCCAUACAAUGAGUUCUUUGGAGGUGUAAGUGGCCUGACAGUGGAACAAUUCAAGAAGAUCAAUGGUUUUCCAAAUGCCUUUUGGGGAUGGGGUGGAGAAGAUGAUGAUCUUUGGAACAGAGUUCACUAUGCUGGCUACAAUGUGACAAGACCAGAAGGUGAUUUAGGGAAGUACAAGUCCAUUCCUCAUCAUCACAGAGGUGAAGUCCAGUUUUUAGGACGAUACAAACUUCUGAGGUAUUCCAGAGAACGUCAGUACAUUGAUGGGUUGAACAAUUUAGUAUAUACUCCUAAAAUACUUGUCAGUAGGCUGUAUAAAAAUAUAACUGUUAAUCUCAUACCAGAACUCGCUCCUGUUAGAGACUAUUGAUGGAAGUGGAAUGGUAAGAUACCCUACCAGAAUAAACUUUUAACACUGGAACCUACUGAUAAACACUGUAAAACAAAAAAAAAAAAACAAAA